AUCGAAACGAGCAAACGAGAUCGAGAAAGACAGUUGGCUGGCGCACUUUGAACGUAUACGUCGUCAGUGAAUUCUUUGUGUCGACAUAAUUCGUUGUAGUGUACUAAUUAAUCUUACAAUAUCACAAUGGCAGACCAGCUCACCGAAGAACAAAUCGCUGAAUUCAAAGAAGCUUUCUCAUUGUUUGAUAAAGAUGGAGAUGGCACAAUUACCACCAAAGAAUUAGGAACUGUAAUGAGAUCUCUAGGACAAAAUCCUACAGAAGCUGAGUUACAGGAUAUGAUCAAUGAAGUAGAUGCAGAUGGUAACGGCACAAUCGACUUCCCCGAAUUCCUGACGAUGAUGGCGCGCAAAAUGAAGGACACCGACAGCGAGGAGGAGAUACGCGAGGCGUUCCGCGUCUUCGACAAGGACGGCAACGGCUUCAUCUCGGCCGCCGAGCUGCGUCACGUGAUGACGAACCUCGGCGAGAAGCUGACCGACGAGGAGUCCGUACUCGUCACAAGCUUCAAGCUGGUCAGUUGUAGUGUUGCUUUGGGAAUGUGCUUAGAGGCAUGUUUGUCCUCUGUUGUAGUCAAUAACAGUAAUGGAAUUUGUCACCAUGAUGACCUCAAAGUGAAGAAACCAGCAGUUGCAUUUUCAGCUUUCCAUUGUUUCAUCCCGGCUCAUUGUCUACAUUUUCCAACAUCUCGAACUAUUUGCUUUGUGGCCGGGUCCACCAAAAGUGAAUAACUUAAUCGUUAUUUAGUUUUCAAGACAAGUUUAAUUAAUACAAAUAUUUAUGAAUUAAUAUAAUUGUGUAAAUUUUUGUAAUAUAUUUUUUUUUCAUGGGAACGCACACACCUGACUGGUGUUGGCCCUGUACUGUAUCAAACAAACUAUGUGCUACGUGUCUAGUUGAAAUUCAAAGAAAUAAUUCACAAAGUAUGAAUAUGUACUUAUAAAUAAUGAUGAUAAACUCGUUACAGUUGAUGUUAGGUUGAGGGGAUACAACAUUAGACACUUUGAUAAUUUUUUUUUACAUACUUUGUGAUACAAGAAUACAUCUGUGCACUUGCUAUAAAAGGAGAGUCAUUUGUUAUCUAAAAUAGGUACUUCAGGAGUAGAUAGAACAUGAAAACGGGAGAUUCUCUUUUAAACUGUAUCUCGGAAUUUGUCACUCGCCAUAUUUAAGAAUCUGAGAUAGUAAAUAAGAACUGGAAAAAUGUCGGGAUUUACUACUCCCCCUGUACAUAGGGCAAACUCCCAUUAAUUUUCCAUCUGCUCCCAUUAAUUUUCCAUCAGCUCCCAAUGUUUUAGAUGUGGAUUUGACUUGUAUAGGAUGUAUCCCUUUAUUUAUUAAGGAUAACCUUUUCUCCUUGUAUUGUAGGUCUCACGUUUUAAGUCCCGACAUUUUUAAUUGAUAGAAAGUAGAUAUUUUUAUUGCCGUUCCAUUGAAAUUGUAUUUCUUUUGGCUCAUUGCACGAACGAUCGCUGUGAAAGAUGCUGAAGAAAGUAUGAUUCGUACUAAUUUUAGCAUUUUCGCGGUAUCAAACUUAUAAAAUUAUUUGAUGGGAGUUUAUAAUAAUUUAUUCAAAUACUUAAGGUCGGUAACGCAUCGGUUACAAUGUGAAAUUAUUAGAUGUUUAAAUUUUAAAUAAAUGUGACUAAAAUAUAUUUCAUCCGUAAAUUACUACUAGUACCCAGUAUUUUAUUAUUACUAUUAUAGUUUUUUAUGUUCAUUUCUUUUAUUUAAAAUAAACAUUACAGAAAUU
Messenger RNA from Phaedon cochleariae (mustard beetle), 1754 nucleotides. NCBI's taxonomy places the organism in Eukaryota, Metazoa, Arthropoda, Insecta, Coleoptera, Chrysomelidae. The record is from the annotation of a GenBank genome assembly.